AUGGAUUACGACUUUAAAACCAAGCUGGCUGCGGAGCGGGAGAAAGUGGAAGAUCUGUUCGAAUAUGAAGGUUGUAAAGUGGGUCGCGGCACCUACGGGCAUGUUUAUAAAGCCAGGCGCAAAGAUGGGAAGGAUGAGAAGGAGUACGCUCUCAAACAGAUUGAAGGAACUGGGAUCUCCAUGUCGGCUUGCAGAGAAAUUGCGUUGCUACGAGAGCUGAAGCAUCCGAAUGUUAUCGCUCUGCAGAAAGUGUUUCUAUCUCACAGUGAUCGGAAAGUGUGGCUCCUCUUCGACUAUGCUGAACAUGAUCUGUGGCACAUUAUCAAGUUCCACCGGGCGUCCAAAGCCAACAAGAAGCCGAUGCAGCUACCCAGAGGCAUGGUGAAGUCCCUGCUCUACCAGAUCCUCGAUGGAAUUCAUUACCUUCAUGCCAACUGGGUCCUACACCGAGACCUGAAACCUGCCAACAUCCUGGUGAUGGGGGAGGGUCCCGAACGAGGCAGGGUGAAAAUCGCGGAUAUGGGUUUUGCACGCCUCUUUAAUUCUCCUCUGAAGCCAUUAGCUGAUUUGGACCCAGUUGUGGUCACAUUCUGGUACCGAGCACCUGAACUGCUGCUGGGAGCACGACACUACACCAAAGCAAUCGAUAUUUGGGCGAUAGGCUGCAUCUUUGCAGAGCUGCUGACAUCAGAGCCGAUAUUCCACUGCCGUCAGGAGGACAUCAAAACCAGCAACCCGUUCCACCACGACCAGCUUGACCGUAUCUUUAGCGUCAUGGGCUUUCCUGCAGAUAAGGACUGGGAAGAUAUCCGGAAGAUGCCGGAGUAUCCGACCUUGCAGAAGGACUUCAGGAGAACAACGUACGCCAACAGCAGCCUCAUCAAAUACAUGGAAAAGCAUAAAGUAAAACCAGACAGUAAAGUCUUUCUGCUGCUCCAGAAACUUCUCACCAUGGACCCCACCAAAAGAAUCACAUCUGAGCAAGCACUGCAAGACCCCUAUUUUCUGGAGGAUCCCUUACCCACAUCCGACGUUUUUGCAGGAUGCCAGAUCCCGUACCCCAAACGUGAGUUCCUCAAUGAGGAUGAACCUGAGGAAAAGACAGAGAAGAAUCAAACGCAGCAGCACCAGCAGCAGACACAGGCUCAGACACAGGCGCAGGUACAACAGGCUCCGUCCCAGCAGAGUUCGGCCCAGACCAACGGCACGUCAGGGGGGGCCACUGGGCCCUCCAUGCAGCACACAGGUCAGGAGCAAGGGCCCCCAAACAAGAAGAGCCGCACAACAGGGGCCAACGUUCUCCAGCCAGACUACCAGCACUCCAACUCUCGCCUUGGCUAUCAAAGCAACGUCCAGGGCUCCACCCAGUCUCAAAGCACUAUGGGAUAUUCGUCCACAUCUCAGCAAAGCUCCCAGUAUUCUCAUCAGUCUCAUCGUUACUGAGGCGUGUGCAUAUUUAUGGCUCGUGAUUAGACAUUUACAGCUCUGUGAAGUUAUACCUCUCCCAGCCUUGUUCUCCUCAUCCUCACUUUCUUUAUACUCCUAAGCUUUAGUCUGGGAUGAACAUGCAAAGUCCUCCUAGCAUCCACAAUACCAGCAGCAUUAGCAGUAGCUCCUCCUGGAUCAGCGCAGUAUGAUGGUGCAGCACUUUCCACACUCACAAUGCAUUUUAUGAGACUCACAGCUCCUGAGGUACAGCUGAACCCUGAGAUAAGUAUCAACAUCAGCAUCACAACUAUCAAGAAGUGCUUAUACGAAGCAACUUGGAACUAAAGCAAGGUCUGAUUUCCACUCACUGCUGAUUUGGGGAUUUUAAGCACUGACCUACACUACCACCGUAGUGACAGAACUAGUCCAUGCUCAGUGUCCAUAAAGCUACAGUUCUUAACUUCCUUAAAACUUCCUUUAAUAAAAGCAACCUGCAGAGACCAGUCAAAACCCAAA
Messenger RNA from Trichomycterus rosablanca, 1944 nucleotides. It is a transcript of the gene cdk19, whose product is annotated as cyclin dependent kinase 19. Gene Ontology annotation, biological process: protein phosphorylation. The record is from RefSeq and is a predicted model, not a curated record. Gene Ontology annotation, molecular function: ATP binding; protein serine/threonine kinase activity. Lineage: Eukaryota; Metazoa; Chordata; Actinopteri; Siluriformes; Trichomycteridae. Gene Ontology annotation, cellular component: cytosol; nucleus. The coding region runs from base 1 to 1443 and encodes 480 amino acids. The transcript has 13 exons.